Molecule: messenger RNA, 1356 nt
Organism: Helianthus annuus (common sunflower)
Lineage: Eukaryota; Viridiplantae; Streptophyta; Magnoliopsida; Asterales; Asteraceae
Exons: 1
Coding region: 1-1356 (451 amino acids)
Source: RefSeq, a predicted model, not a curated record
AUGGGCUUUUUCUUAGUUUUCUUCCCAGAAGACCAACAAAAAAAUUUCCCUUCCUCAUCCCCAACACUUAACUCAAUCCUUAAACGCAACCACUUAUUCACCAGAGCUCAAUCCACCAUCUCCGUUUGUGCUCUCUUGAUCUUCGUUACCCUCAUCGUCUUCACUCUCUCAUCCUUCGAACCCAACAACGACUUCAUCAAAUCCCAUCAUCAUUACCGACGCUUUCUGUCGCAAAACCCCCAUGCUUUUCCCGCCAAUUCCGGCAAAAAGUCGCCGGCGUUACAGGGGUUGGGUACUCUGUAUACGCGUGGAACUAACGCCGUUAAAAAUCUCGUCAUUUGUCACGUGCCGGAGCAUGUGACUGCAAAAGAGCUUAAGUUGUUCUUGAGAGGCUUUUAUUGGUCCUCGGGUUUGGUUUCGGAUUCGGAUCUUUUGUUUAUAUUCGACUCGCUUUCCACAAUUGAGAUGUACGAUCAAGUGAUUCGUGAAGAAAGUGAUGUGUUUUUAAAACUUGUUGACCGGUUCUCACCGGAAUUUGGUAAUCGGAGUAAAGUCAACGACUUUCCGGCGAAAGUUGACUUGAAAACCGGCAAGAAUGUGGAAAAAGGAGAACCCAUUUGGGGGAGGAAAAUAAAGAUAAAUAAUAAUGAUAAUAAUAAUUCGAGUUUGAACAAUGUGGGUGAAGCUGAGUUGACUCAGACCGAGUUGACUCGGGCGAGUUACGGGUCGGUUGUGGGUUUUGGGAUUGGGGAGUUGGACCCCGAGAAUUCGUUAUCCGGGUUUUUAGACCGGGUGCCGAUUGGUUUGAGACGAUGGGCGGGUUACCCGAUGAUUUUGGGUCGGGUUAGGAGGAAGUUUAAGCGCGUAAUGGUUGUUGACGUUAAGGACAUUUUACUACUAGGAGACCCACUCGGGGGAAUGAAGAGCCAUUCUCAUUCCCCCGAGUCAGUUUUCCUGUACUCCACAGCCAAUGGGAAGCACGGGCGAAAAAACAAAAAUUCCCAUAUGAAAGUGAUUAGCCCAUCGCUGAUAAUUGGCGGGGAACGCGGUGUUAGGCGGUUAUCCGCCGCAAUGCUGACGGAGAUCGUCCGAACAACUACGCGUUCACGCCAUAAGCCGAGUUCGCUCACCGAGUCGGCUCUUCUGAGUCAACUCGUGGCAAAUGAGUUUUUACAGAAAAGCAUACGUUUCGUAACAUCAGCUGAGUCAAUACCGGAUCCGAGUUCACUCAGUGGAGUGGCAUUAUCAAAUAUGACAGUUGUACGGCGUGGAAAUAGCAAUUUAGAUAUUGAUGAAGUUGUUAUGAAGCAUAUUUGUUCAUUUCCAAGAGACUCAUCAGUCUACACAGAAUGUUGA